Lynx canadensis (Canada lynx) is the source of this 2013-nucleotide messenger RNA. RefSeq names its product TLE family member 6, subcortical maternal complex member (gene TLE6). Gene Ontology annotation, molecular function: transcription corepressor activity; protein binding. The record is from RefSeq and is a predicted model, not a curated record. Lineage: Eukaryota; Metazoa; Chordata; Mammalia; Carnivora; Felidae. Gene Ontology annotation, cellular component: transcription regulator complex; nucleus. Gene Ontology annotation, biological process: regulation of DNA-templated transcription; negative regulation of canonical Wnt signaling pathway.
AUGGGAGAUACUCCCGGGGCGAGGGGGCUGGGUGGGGACUCACGUGACCGGAGAAAGCGCGUUCCCCUGGAGGUUUCAGGAGGCCCCAGCCCACCCCUGGGGGGCGGGGAGGGAGGCGCGGAUGGGAGCUGUGGCCUGAGGGCGGCGGGAGGCCGCGGUUCAUCUACCUCCUCUCCCCUUCCCCAGGCUUCUCCAGAACUGAACUCCCCGGACGUCCUGGAUCAGCUCCGGCGGCAGUUUCCCAGGCUCCCCCCUCACCUGACGGCGCAGGUGGAGAGCACGUACCACGCGCUCCAGAAGAUCCGACAGGGUCUCCAGGAACAUCACAAGCAGGCAGAAAACUUCCUGCGGACCAUGGAGACCUGGAGUCGACCCCGGGGCUUCCAGCCGGGGGAGGAGCCCUCGAGCCAGGUCUCGGGUGGGCUGGCUGACCGGCACUCCUGGGGGCCCCCCAGCCCCGAGGCUUCCCCGCACCCGGCGCUCCCGACCCCGCCGCGCUGCGGUCUGCGGGGGCCGCACUUCGAGGAUGUCGUGGCCGCGAGGUCCUCCGACUGGCUCGCGCAGCGCUCGGGGGUGGACGACGCCCCAGCCCGCCAGCCGGACACGCCGGCGUCCUGGGACCCGGAGCCCCAGCUCUGGCAGGACGUCCUGACCGAGCAGCUCUGGCAGGUCCUCGCGGGGACCCACGAUAAGGGGGAGCGGCUGCAGCACACACUGACAGAGCAGGCGCCAGGCCUGGAGAGUCAGGACCUGGGACCGCGCUACUCAGGACCGGAACCACGUAUGGAAGACACUUUGGUUCUCAGCCCACCUGUGCCCUCCCUCAGCUCCCCUGAGGGCUCCCACGAAGGGAGCACAGAGCCAGGCACCGAGGCGGACGGGAUGCUCUCCCGAGUGGCCCAGGAGCCUGCUGGGAGAGCCCGCCCUUUCCUGAAGCCCAUAUGCUGGGACCCUGAGGACUUUGAGGACACGUGGGAGAGACCGGACGCCUUGCCCUGGCAAUCCAAGAAGGGGGCCAUCCCACACAGAACGGAGAAGGUGCGGACGCUGGAACACGGGGAGCCCGUGCUGGCCGCGGCUGUCAGCAGCUUCGUGCGACACGCCUUCACCUGUGGCAGGGGUGGUGUCAAAGUGUGGAGCCUGGCCAGCCAGGUGGUGGAGGACAGGUAUCCCGAGAGCCACCUGUGUGUACAGGUGAGGGAGGGGCUGGCUCUGGGGGCGGGGCCUGCGGGAGCCAAAAGAGCCUCGGAGGACGAGGACGGUCCCCUGCAUCUCUGCCCACCGCAGACCCGCCGGGCCUACCUGCGCACCUGCCUGCUGUCCUCGGACAGCACGACCCUGCUCGCGGGCGGCCACAACCUGGCCGGCGUGGGCGUGUGGGACCUGACCGCGCCCUCCCUGCACGUGAGCGGUGAGCUGCCCUGCGCGGGCCUCACCUGCCAGGCCCUGGCCUCCAAGCCUGAGGACAGCCUGGCCUUGGCUGGUUUCACGGAGGGCACAGUCAGGAUCUGGGACCUACGGGACCAGAGUGUCAUCAGGGACCUGCCGGGCCACCCGAAUGGGGCCAAGAGCAUUGCUGUCAAAGACCAGAACGUCUGGACAGGGGGUCUGGACACCUGUCUGCGGUGCUGGGACCUGAGGGCUGCCAGAGAGCCUCAGGAGUACCAGUUUGAGUCUCAGAUAAUGAGCCUGUCCCCUAGUCCCCAGGAGGACUGGGUGCUGGUGGGCACAGCCAAUGGCCAGCAGUGGCUGCAGCCCACCCGAGGGGGCCAGAAGCACAUGGUGGGGUGUAAGGACGGCACCAUCCUGGGUCUGAAGUUCUCCCCCCUCGGCCAGUGGUGGGUGAGCGUCGGGACGGACGACCUGGUUGGCGUCUAUAGCAUGCCCGCGGGGGCCCUGGAGCUCCAGGUACCCGAGACCUCCUCCAUCCUGUGCUGUGAUGUGUCCCCCAACAACCGCCUGAUUGUCACGGGGUCCAGGGACCACGCCUCUGUGUACCAGGUCACCUACUGA